Molecule: messenger RNA, 3175 nt
Organism: Hemibagrus wyckioides
Lineage: Eukaryota; Metazoa; Chordata; Actinopteri; Siluriformes; Bagridae
Gene: hbae4
Product: hemoglobin alpha embryonic-4
Exons: 4
Coding region: 121-552 (143 amino acids)
Biological process (GO): oxygen transport; hydrogen peroxide catabolic process
Cellular component (GO): haptoglobin-hemoglobin complex; hemoglobin complex; blood microparticle
Molecular function (GO): oxygen carrier activity; heme binding; organic acid binding
Source: RefSeq, a predicted model, not a curated record
AUUUACACAUCAGAUAUUCAGUUCGAAUCAGGGGUCUUGCAACAGAUAACGUGCCAGACAUGUGGUACUACAUGACAAGGUGGUUUAAAUCAAACUGACCACACGCCUUUACUGAUCAUAAUGCUUUCAAAGCUCGAGAAACAAAUACUUAUAGACCUGUGGCAAAAACUGAUACCAGUGGCAGAGGAUGUUGGAAGUGAAGCACUGUACAGAAUGUUUACGACGUUUCCCAAAACCAAGACAUAUUACGGCCAUCUGGACCUCAGUCACGGUUCUGAGCAUUUGCGCUCUCUCGGGAAGAAGAUAGUGGUGGCAAUAGCGGAUGGGACGAUGCACAUAAGCACUCCAGCUUUUACCACCAGUCUGGGCUACCUCAGCAGAUAUCAUGCCUAUCAGCUAAGAAUACACCCGACCAACUUCAAGCUGUUUAAUCACUGUAUGCUGGUGACUUUAGCUUGUCAUUUGGGAGAUGACUUCUCUGCUAUAGAGCACGCAGCGACUGACAAAUAUCUCUCAGCUUAUGCUGCAGUGCUGGCCGAGAAGUUCAGAUAAGGUGGAUUUUCUCAUCAUCAUCUUCAUCAAACGUGCCUCAACAUCUCUAAUGAGAGACACCCAGGUUUAUUGUCUUUCUUUCAUUAUGUAAUUAUUGAUGUAAAUAGAUUUACUGUUGUUAAAUUAAAUGCAAUUUAAUAUUAUUCAAAUGUUUUUCCUAUGUAUUUAAGUUUUGGGACACCCCUCCAAAACAUUGAAUUCAGGUGAAUUUCAGGGGUUGGGCUUGACCUCUUAGAUCCAGUGAAAGGAACUCUUAAUGCUUCAGCAUACCAAGACAUUUUGGACAAUUUCCUGCACCCAACUUUGUGGGAACAGUUUGGGGAUGACCCCUUCCUGUUCCAACAUGACUGCGCACCAGUGCACAAAGCAAGGUCCAUAAAGACAUGGAUGAGAGAGUUUGGUGUGGAGGAACUUGACUGGCCUGCACAGAGUCCUGACCUCAACCUGAUAGAACACCUUUGGGAUGAAUUACAGUGGAGACAGUUAGCCAGACUUUCUCGUCCAACAUCAGCGCCUGAACUCACAAAUGGUGUCAAGUUCCUCCACACUAAAUUUGCUCAUCCAUGUCUUUAUGGACCUUGCUCUGAUCACACAAAGUUGGGAGCAUGAAAUUGUCCAAAAUGUCUUGAACAUUAAGAGUUCCUUUCACUGGAACUAAGGGACCAAGACCAACUCCUGAAAAACAACACCUGAGUUCAAUGAUUUGAAAGGCUGUCCCAAAACUUUUGAUAAUAUAGUGUAUCUCUUACCUGCGUCGCUAUAUCCAGCCUUAUAGGACUAAAGUCUGCCCAAAUCUGUCUGAAUUUAAGAUUAACUUUAAAACCCUUAACUGUGUUGGCCUUGAAGUCUUUGUCUCCCUCUAGCGGCAGAUCAGGGAAAAUGUCGCGCUGCCAGUUUAAAUCAAUAUAUACAGUAGAUUAUUAACAGUGCGUGUAGUUUUUAAAUGAUUUUAAAGUGAAGAAGAAUUUUGCUAUUUAUUGUAAAUAAUUGUGUAACACCGUGCACAGGAUUAUAAUAUUUAAAAAAAACAGUUUUGGUCAUUAGGCUUGGUGCAGGCUUCAGCUCAAGAAUAACAGUAGUGGUUGAACAGUAACAUAAAUAACAAUACAUUAAUAUAUGAAUGUACAUUAAUCAGAAUUAUCAGUGCAGAUUUAAGUGCAGAGUGGUAAAGUUUAACCUGUGCAAACAUUACAGCUGUUUUUAAAUAAAAUAAGAACCAAGAAUUUGUGCCACCCUUAACACCUAAUCUGGAGGGGAUAAAAACACUGAGCCUCUUUCAUGGUCAACAAGGUUGAGGACACAUCUGGAGGAUCACAUACAAGACACCUGUCCAUUCAGAACAUUAUAAGAUGCUUUAUAUGCUUUAGUUUACACAAUGACUCUUAAUUCAAACCAAAGCAUGUUUAUAUGGUUAAAUCAAUUGUGGGAUCAAUUUUUUAAAUUGUUUUUCUGGGACUGUUUCUAUCAUUGGGAUUAUUGGAUUUGGAUGUUUAUUUGGGGUCAUUGUCUUAUACAAAGAGACAUGGACACCCAAGUCUUAAUUGUUGGGGUUUUUUUUUUGGUUUUUUUUUUUGAGGUAACCAGAUUUUGGGUUAUAAUCUUGCCAUGGUGAAAUAACCCCAAAGCAUCAGUGAUCCACCAUUACAUAUUGGUAGUUAACAAAGUGAUUUUGGUUAUGUCAUGUCUUAUGUGCAGUUUAAGACCCUUGGACUGUUAGCUGCAGGAAAUGUGACAGAUAUCCUAACAUCUGAAGGUAACCACUGGUAAUGGUAGGUCAGGAUGUUGUCUGAUUUCUCUUCCAUUGCCUUCCCACUGUUCUAGAUCGCAAAAGCCCUCUUUUAACAUACUUUCCAUAGAGUUGGCCUACCUGAGGACAUUCUCUCCAAGGAACCCCAACACAGUUCAUUCUGGAGGAGCCUCAUGUCUAAGCACCAACCAGUCAGGGUCAAUGGUAUAUUAUUUCUUACCAGUGUUUUGUAUGCCUUGAGUUCACUCAUUCCUACCUCAGAUGGCCUCACACCUUUCCAGUACUACAUGGACUACCAACCACCAUUUGUCCCCUAGAACCAACAUAAGGACUGGUACCACUGGUUGACACUAGCUAUAGGUGCAUACAUAUUCAUAGUUUCAAACAGAGAUGGUAGAAAACACAAGUUGAUCAUCACCACAGAGAAACUCCGGUAGACCACCUUUAUCUAGAAAACUAUCACCCUAUUUCAUUGGACCAUUCAAUCAUGCUUUUCCAAUGUGUAAUAAAUAGAUUUCAGUUACCUGCUCAUUUAUUAUACCUACUCAUUUCUCAGCAUUAUUAAGCUGGUAUUUCUCUUUGAGUUUUUGCUGGAACAUACAGCUGUGUCUCAUGAGCAUAACAGUAAGAAUGAAUAAUAUGUUUAGAAUUUAUUAUACCCAGAAGUAACAUAUAUAGAGGGAAAUCAAUGGCACUAGAACAGACCAUUCAGGAGCCUCUGUAAAACUUUACUUUUGUAUGCAUUGACAGGGCACCAUUAGUGUCAGUGAGAUAAGAAUUGAUCAAGAAAAGAGCUUUUUCCAUAACUCCAAAAACAUUAUGUUGUUCAUCUGUAAGAAUGUUGUGAUCGACAGUAUAAAUAGAUACUGAAUUUGA